AUGUCUCGCGGAGGCGGCACCACUCUCUACGUCACCGGCUUCGGCCACGGCACCCGCGCGCGCGACCUCGCCUACGAGUUCGAACGGUACGUCCCCGUCGUCGUCCCCGUCGUCGUCCCCGUCGUCAUGCCCCUCGUCGUCCCCGUCGUCCCCGUCGUCGUCGCACUCCCCUCGACUUGUUCACGUGUCUACUCCCCCCUCCCCCCACUUGUUCACGUGUACGGUCGCCUGGUCCGCUGCGACAUCCCGGCCCCCCGCUCGGCCUCUUCUCGCCUCUUUGCCUUCGUCGAGUACGAGAGCCGCCGCGAUGCCGAUGACGCUUAUCACGAGAUGCACAACAAGCGCAUCGGCCGCGACGACUUGCUGAAGAUCGAGUGGGCCCGCACACCCCCCUCGGCAUCGUGGCGCUUCGAUUCGGGCCGUGACCGCCCCCGUGCUGAGCGCGGCAGCGACCGUGGCGACCGCAGCUCUCGCGGCGACGACCGCGGCGUCCCUGCCCGUGGCGACCGAUCUCCGCGCCGCCGCAGCACUUCGCCUCGCCGCGACCGCGCCGGCUCUCCCCGCAAGGACGACCGCCGUGAGCGCGACUACGACCGCCGCGACCGCGACAGGUCCAGGAGCCCCGUCGACGGCGACCGUGAGAUGAAGGACGUGCGCGACCGUGAGGAUGACCGCGGCGACCGCGGCGACCGCGAGCGUGGCGACCGCGAGCGUGGCGACCGCGAGCGUGACGAAAGGCGCGAAGGCGAGGCUCGCCCUGCCGUCGAAGAGCGCAAGGCCGAUUCUCCUCCUCCCCCCGCCGCACACGAAGAUCUCGACGUUGCCGAGUAG
Messenger RNA from Ascochyta rabiei, 831 nucleotides. RefSeq lists its product as uncharacterized. Gene Ontology annotation, molecular function: RNA binding. Lineage: Eukaryota; Fungi; Ascomycota; Dothideomycetes; Pleosporales; Didymellaceae. The record is from RefSeq and is a predicted model, not a curated record. The coding region runs from base 1 to 831 and encodes 276 amino acids. The transcript is spliced from 5 exons.